GAAGAGGGAGAACCGACCCGGAACCGUUCAUUUAAUAAUCGCCCCGGCUGAAUAUCAGACGCUCGUUGCCCCUCCGGCACCGAACGGGUACCGUUCAUCAAACAGAAGCCAAGCCUCCGAGCUCCUUCCCGGCUCUCGGAUUUAGUCGAAAUGAAUGCAAACAAUCACGUGGGUUUCAGCCAGGCGGUGACGUUGGAUUCUGCUCUGUCAGAAGACAGCAUCUGUCAAAGCCCACAUUUAAACUGCCGCCUGCCUAUGCGGUGGCGGCUGAAGGGCCGAGAGACGCGGGGCUCAGCGAGGCGGCCCCAGCGACGAUGGGAGAAGAGAGGUAGCGCCUGCCCGUCCUUCCCGACCGGCGGACCGGCCCCCGGUCUGGCUCGGGCUGCUCGGCGUGGCGGCUCGGCCGUUUCCACGCGGAAUAUGGAGACCGAGGAGAGGCUACCGUGCCGCGCCGUACGGCCGGGGGACCGCCGCACGUAGAGGGCUUCGAUGCGUCGGCCGCCGGCGGCGGACGGCAGCGCUCCGGACGGCGUCUUUUGUUCCCCCGGACGGGAGUCCCAACCUGCCGGGACCAAGCGCACGCCUACGAGGGAGGCGGGGGGAGCUCGGGGACGAGCAGACAGAUGGACGGCUCGGAUACUGGGGAAGAGCCAUCGCGGGAGGCAGAGCGGUGGGGGAUGUGCGCAUGUUCCAUGGCAUCUUUUUGACUGAAGCGAUGGCGUGCCAAAACUAUUUUCAGGGGGCAUAAUCCUAUCACCAUAAAUGGCCUGACCAAGGAAGAGAUACCUAGAGGAGAUUCUUUAACCGGCCGCUCUCAGAAGACGGACGCCAAAGAAUAAGGGCGGUUUCGCGAGAAAAGGUCAUUUGGCGCCCCCGGCAAUUUCCCACCUCAUCAGCGGACACCUACAACAUGCUUCAGUGGAGGAGGCGGCACUGCUGCUUUGCCAAGAUGACCUGGAACGCCAAGAGAUCUCUGUUUCGAACGCACCUCAUCGGCCUGCUCUCUCUCGUUCUUCUCUUCGCCACCUUUCUGUUCUUUCACCAUCACGACUGGCUGCCGGGCAAAGCUGGAUUUAAAGAAAACCCCGUGGCUUACACCAUCCGGGGAUUCCGGUCCACCAGGAGCGACACGAACCACAGCUCGCUGCGGAGUAUCUGGAAGGAGGCCGCUCCUCACACGCCGCGGCCCCAGACGGGCGGCGGCUCCAACCACAGCGAACUGUCCCCUCAGGGGGUGACCGGGCUAGAGAACACGCUCAGCGCCAACGGAAGCCUCUACGACGACAGAGGGCCCGGCCGGCCCAAUCCGUACCACUUCAGGUACAUCAUAAACGAGCCCGCGAAAUGCCGGGAAAAGAGCCCUUUCCUGAUCCUGCUCAUCGCCGCCGAGCCCGGCCAGGUCGAGGCGAGGCAAGCGAUCCGGCAAACGUGGGGCAACGAGAGCCUGGCCCCCGGAGUCCAAAUCGCCCGCGUUUUUCUGCUGGGUUUAAGCGUGAAGUUAAACGGGCACCUCCAACGGGCCAUCCAGGAGGAGAGCAGACACCACCACGACAUCAUCCAACAGGAAUAUCUGGACACGUACUACAACCUGACCAUUAAGACCCUCAUGGGCAUGAACUGGGUGGCGACCUACUGCCCCCGUAUCCCGUACGUCAUGAAAACCGACAGCGACAUGUUUGUGAACACGGAGUAUUUAAUACACAAACUGCUGAAGCCGGAUCUGCCCCCGAGGCACAACUACUUUACCGGUUACCUGAUGAGAGGGUACGCGCCCAAUCGGAACAAGGACAGCAAGUGGUACAUGCCGCCAGACCUCUAUCCCAGCGAGCGCUAUCCGGUCUUCUGCUCCGGGACGGGUUACGUGUUCUCGGGAGAUCUGGCCGAAAAGAUCUUCCGCGUCUCUCUGAGCAUCAGGCGCUUGCACUUGGAGGAUGUAUACGUGGGCAUAUGCCUUGCCAAGCUGAGGAUUGACCCCGUGCCCCCCCCCAAUGAAUUUGUCUUCAAUCACUGGCGAGUUUCGUACUCGAGUUGUAAAUACAGCCACCUAAUUACCUCCCAUCAGUUCCAGCCUAGUGAACUGAUCAAAUACUGGAACCACUUACGACAAAAUAAGCACAAUGCCUGUGCCAACGCAGCGAAAGAAAAAGCGGGCAGAUACCGUCACCGCAAACUGCACUAAAAAGGACCCUUCCUCUCCACGGUAUUUCACGUGCAAUCUGUAGAUAGCGCCCAAAGCAUGGACAGGGAAAGAUGAAGGAGCUCAAUGGGACGCUCUUUAGUUAAGCCCCGUCACGUUACAGAGUUCAAAAAUUAUUUUUUUAAUUUCUGAAGAGUAGGAUUCUUAAGAUAGAGUGUUAGACUAUAACCCAAAUAUUUCCCAAACCACUUUGAGAAGGGGAGUAUAUGCAAAGAUGUGGCGUGGUAAUGUGCAAUAAUGAGCACGAACACUUUGGGGGGGACUAGAGAACUGUUAGGGGAUGUGUCGAUAAGACGUUAUUGAACCAUACUUUUCACACAAAUUUUACUUUAAAAAAUGAAGCCUGAGUCAAAAGAAACUUUUCUUUCGAAUCAUUGUUUUCCAUUUAACUAUAUAAAGUAGCUGUAAAUAAUAAUAAUAAAAAAAAAUCUACAACUUGUUUUAAGAAAACUUUGUAACUGUAAAAAAAAAAAAAAGCCAGUUUCUCUGGACCUGAAUACACUACCAUGUUUUCACAACUCUAUACCACGCAAUAACACUUAGUUGGUAUUCCACAAAGGCACUUACAAACUUAGAUGUUUCACUAAUGUGCUCCUUGCUGAAUUCCAGCUAGUUAGCAAUCGACCCAUUGGACUGAGGAGGAAAGCAUUUGGUUUUCAUUUUUAGAAAAAUACUCCCAUGCAUCUGAGAACGACCAUUUUUGCCUUUACGGAUCUGUGUUAGAAGGUGAACAUUCCUGUGUCUCAGGCUAAAACUAAACAGAUAAAGCUAAACGUUUCCAGGUACCCAGUUUCUAUUUCCUUAAAGGCAUCCUAGACCAUAGCGGGGCUCCUCGAAUGUUCAUUUCAUGAUCUGUUUACUUAGAUGGGCCACUGCACACUCUCUUUCAUGGGGCCACCUCCCGGCAGAAAGCGAGCCGUCCUCUAAGGAUCGCUCACACUUAUGUUCUCAAGCCAAAAAGGGUCAGUUGCGGAAAGAGGCACACAUCACUGAAAGGGUCGAUGAGGGCAGAAGCAGCUUCAAAACAUCGGCAGAAUGCCUGUCAGCCAAGGUGCAGCAUACGGGAAGCUCGCUUCCCGACAGCGGGUACGCACGCGCUGAUGCUUAAUCAUUCGACGGCGUUGUUUCUGGUGGGCUGCCGAGCUGACGGGCCCAAGACUUUGAAUUGAUGGGACAAUAAACGCUCGACGUUCUCAAUGGAAGGCAUUUUGGAGGAAAAUAAAGUUCAAAUGUCGGAUAAACAUUUCAUCCAAGAACAAUGUGAAUGAUGCACUUUUACCCAAUUUUAAUAAUAAAACGUUUAAUGUACACAAAAUGGCAAAAA
Ornithorhynchus anatinus (platypus) is the source of this 3521-nucleotide messenger RNA. RefSeq names its product beta-1,3-galactosyltransferase 2 (gene B3GALT2). The coding region runs from base 911 to 2179 and encodes 422 amino acids. The transcript has 2 exons. NCBI's taxonomy places the organism in Eukaryota, Metazoa, Chordata, Mammalia, Monotremata, Ornithorhynchidae. Gene Ontology annotation, molecular function: N-acetyl-beta-D-glucosaminide beta-(1,3)-galactosyltransferase activity. Gene Ontology annotation, cellular component: membrane. The record is from RefSeq and is a predicted model, not a curated record.